AUGAAAAUUCUUGAAGAAAAUCCAUUUGCACGCUUUCUAAGAAAGUUAAAAGACUAUCCUUCCUUGGAUAACCUUCAAGUAUGCAUAAAGAAGGAUGCUAGCUUGGAUCAAAGAGUCUACAACUCCCCUACAGCUGACCAAGUUGCUGCUAUAUGGAUAGAGGGGAAUGAUCCUAGCGAAAAUGUUCAAAGAGACAUCAUAGUCCAUGCCCAUUCCGGUGCUCCAUAUCGUGUAAAGCACUACUAUGGAUGCUAUGACCCACUACAAUACCCUAUUCUCUUCCCAGGUGGAGAGAUAGGUUGGCACCAAAACAUAAAGAAGACAAAUGAUGUGGUCAAGGGAACUGUUCGUCAAGAUACUGACCCAAAUGAGAUUAAUCCAAAUUUUGGCUCCCUCGAGGAUAUUUUCAAUCAAGAGCAAGAAGAACUUAGUGAUGACACUGUCGGUAAAGUUUCUUGCCGACAAUACUAUUGCUACAAAUUGCAAGUCAGACAGCCAAAACAAUCAAUUCUACUGCUUGCUCGACGGUUACUACAACAAUAUGCAGUUGAGAGGUGCAUUAAACUUGAAACAACUCGCUUGGACUUCUAUAGAAGAAAACAAGGUGAAAUAAGGGCCGAGUUGUAUCAAGGAAUAGUUGAUUCAGUCAUGGCUGGAGAAACUAGCGGCAACCAAGUUGGCCAACGAAUCGUUCUCCCAAUAUUAUUCAUUGGUGGUCCAAGAGAUAUGCGCCGAAGGUAUUUAGAUGCAAUGGCAUUAGUUGAAAGAUUUGGAAAACCAGAUCUUUUCAUUACUAUGACUUGCAAUCCCGAGUGGCAAGAAAUCCAGGAAAAUUUAUUUGAAGGCCAAACUACACAAGAUCGUCCUGAUUGGGUUGCUAGAGUAUUUCGAGCAAAAUUGCAAGAUCUAAAAGAUCAACUGUUCAAGAAAGAGAUAUUCGGAAAGGCAGCUGCCCAAGUUCAUGUAAUUGAAUUCCAAAAGAGAGGAUUGCCACAUGCACACAUGUUGAUUAUAUUAAAACCGGAUUACAAAAUCACUAGCCCUGAUCAAUUUGACAAGUUUGUAUGUGCAGAACUGCCUGACAAAGACAGAUACCCCCAUUUAUAUGAAUUGGUGGUAAAGCAUAUGAUUCAUGGCCCAUGUGGAGCUUUAAAGAAGAACAAUGCUUGUAUGGUGAAUGGAAAAUGCAAGAGAAGGUUUGACCACCAAAAAGUACAUGUUCAGAAGGCUACAUUGGAUGAUAGAUGGGUGGCUCCUUACAACCCAUAUCUUUUGACAAGGUACAAUUGCCAUAUCAAUGUGGAAAUAUGUUCUGGUAUACGAGCAGUUAAAUACCUUUACAAAUACAUCUACAAAGGUCAUGAUAGAGUCGCUGUGUACAUAGCACACCCUGAUGGUAAGGCUAUGGUAGAUGAAAUUCAACUCUUUCAAGAUGCAAGAUGGGUUUCAGCUUAG
Coffea arabica (coffee) is the source of this 1455-nucleotide messenger RNA. The record is from RefSeq and is a predicted model, not a curated record. NCBI's taxonomy places the organism in Eukaryota, Viridiplantae, Streptophyta, Magnoliopsida, Gentianales, Rubiaceae.